AUGACUCACGAUGGGAUACCAGGAUAUUAUGAUUAUCAUAAAGUGCAUAAUGGACUUGAGAGUUCCAAGGAUUAUAUCGAUGAAUGGACAGUGGAAGUGCCUGGUGGUGAGGAAGUUGCUCAGCUGGUUGCACUUGAACUAGGAUAUGAGUACCUCGGACCGAUACGUUGGUCGGAGCAGCUUUUCACCAUAAAACGCGCCAAACGAUAUCCAUUGGUGGAUACAAGUGAAGAACUGUUAAGAGUAAAGAGAAAAGAAAACUAUAUAAAUAAUAAGAGCGACGGAGAUAGAAACAAGAAAAAUGUUCCCAGUACAUUGUUCAAUGAUGAGCUUUGGGGUUAUGAAUGGUAUUUGCAAGACACCCGAACAUUCACGGAUCUCCCGCGACUUGAUCUUAACGUUCUACCAGUUUAUGACAUGGGGUAUAACGGCUUGGGUGUGCGUAUAUCAAUACUGGACGACGGUAUCGAACACAACCACACUGAUCUGCGAGAUAACUAUGACGAGGAAAUAAGCUGGGAUUGCAAUGAUCAUGAUUCGGAUCCUUUUCCAAGAUUUGACGAACAAAAUAGAAAUUCACAUGGUACCAGAUGUGCAGGAGAAAUAGCGAUGGUUGCAAACAACGGAAAGUGCGGUGUAGGAGUGGCUUGGCGGGCGAAGGUGGGCGGUGUACGGAUGCUUGAUGGACGAAUCACUGAUCGUGUCGAAGGAGAAGCAAUAGGAUAUGCGUGGGAUAAGGUUGAUAUAUACAGUGCAUCAUGGGGUCCCAACGACGAUGGGAAAACAGUUGAGGGACCUGGUAGGCUUGCAGUUGAGGCGUUUAAACGUGGAAUUGAACAGGGUCGAGGUGGAAAGGGGAAUAUAUUUGUUUGGGCAAAUGGUAAUGGAGGUGGUCACGGUGAUAAUUGCAACUGUGAUGGUUACUCAUCAAGUAUUUAUACAAUAUCGAUAGGCAGCGCGUCGCAGCAAGGCCUGUUCCCGUGGUACGGCGAAAUUUGUUCUUCAACUCUUGCCACUGCAUACUCCUCUGGUGCUUAUAAGGAUCAGAAGAUAGCUACAACAGAUACAAAUAAUUCAUGCACUCUUGGUCACACCGGAACAUCGGCUGCCGCUCCAUUGGCAGUAGGAAUUAUAGCUUUAGCACUGCAUGCUAACCCAAAUCUUACUUGGCGAGAUGUUCAACAUUUAAUUGUAUGGACAUCUGAAUACGCACCUUUGUCUCAAAAUAAAGGAUGGCAAGUGAAUGGGGUUGGUUUGCGUUUUGACGUACGAUUUGGAUUUGGCCUCUUAAAUGCGGCCCGCCUUGUAACAGUAGCAUUGAACUGGAUAACAGUCCCAAAGAAGCAAAUAUCUACGUACACAUCUGCCAAUGCCUCCAUCAGCAUCAGUCCAAUACGACCCGUGGAGGUGGAUAUAUAUGUGAACGACAGAAUACACUACUUGGAGCACGUGGAACUUAUAAUUACGAUACAAUACACGAGACGGGGUGCUCUCGAAAUUUACUUGGUGUCCCCGCAAGGUACUAAAGUCCAAGUUCUCAGUCCUCGGCCGAAGGACUCUUCAGAAACCGGUUUCUUUAAAUGGCCUCUAACAUCUGUGGCAACUUGGGGUGAGAACCCUAAUGGAGUUUGGAAGGUCAUCGUGCAAGAUUCGACUAGGGAGCCGAACUAUGGUAUCGUGGAACCAAUGACCCUGGUUAUACAUGGAACAGAACAAAUGCCAAAUCACAUGAAAAACGGCCCCCGUAUUUAUAAAAAUGAUGAUGACAUGAUGAAUAAUGAAAUAAUGAAUGAAGACGACUUGUAUGAUUUCAAUGAAAAUCUUUUCCCGAUACCAGGGAAUCAGGAAUCUUUAGAUUAUGAAACAUCUUUCGAGGGGGAUGAAGAGCUUUUCAGAAUCAAUCAUCACAGCAAAGCCCGUAUCCUUGAUGGUCUCGGUUAUAUUUAAAGGGAUUAUAGAGGCGUAAUUAACAAAGCUUGUGUAUUUUCUUGUGUUUGGUUUUACGCGAGUA
Zerene cesonia (dogface butterfly) is the source of this 2011-nucleotide messenger RNA. RefSeq names its product neuroendocrine convertase 1-like. Gene Ontology annotation, biological process: protein processing. Gene Ontology annotation, molecular function: serine-type endopeptidase activity. Gene Ontology annotation, cellular component: trans-Golgi network; Golgi membrane. The record is from RefSeq and is a predicted model, not a curated record. Lineage: Eukaryota; Metazoa; Arthropoda; Insecta; Lepidoptera; Pieridae. Bases 1 to 1947 code for a protein of 648 amino acids. The transcript has 15 exons.